GCUGGUUCCAAUCUCACAGUCACACUGUCUUCAGGUUGAACUUCAACAUCACUCUGCACCAACGACUGAAGAACCAAAAACAGUCCAAAGAGCAAGAUGCAGCGUUUUAGGGAGGGCAUUCAUAUACGUACCAUGAAAGCCAAGAGGAAAGUGGAGGAGAUUUCCAAAGAGGACGUCCAGGCUUUCCUCAAGAAGAAUGCCUUUGUGCUCUUCACAGUCGGGGCAGUCAUAGUGGGUAUUGUUCUGGGCUUCGCGCUACGGCCCUAUAAGAUGUCCUAUCGAGAAAUAAAGUACUUCUCUUUCCCCGGAGAGCUGUUAAUGAGAAUGCUUCAGAUGCUUGUUCUGCCCUUACUGAUCUCCAGUCUAAUUACAGGAAUGGCUGCUCUGGACAGCAAAGCCUCAGGAAAGAUGGGCAUGAGAGCCGUGAUUUACUACAUGACCACGACCUUUAUCGCCGUUUUCAUCGGUAUCAUAAUCGUCCUCAUCAUUCACCCAGGAAAAGGAUCGAAAGAUGAGUUCGGAAAGCAGCAGUCAAUAGAGCAAGUCAGUCCUGCUGAUGCCUUCUUAGAUCUGAUCAGAAACAUGUUUCCUCCAAACUUGGUCCAAGCAUGCACCCAGCAGUUCAAAACCAAAUAUGGAAAGCGAGCAGUCCAUGUAACUGUGACAGUGAACGACACCCUCUUCAACUCCACCAAUGGAACCCAGGAGGUCACGGAGAUCACCCGGGAGGAAGUGAUCCCAGUGCCGGGUCAGGUGAAUGGUGUCAAUGCCCUGGGGCUGGUGGUCUUUUCCAUGUGCUUUGGUCUAAUUAUUGGUAACAUGAAGGAGCAGGGCCAGCUCCUGAGGGAUUUCUUUGACAGCCUCAAUGAAGCUAUCAUGCGUCUAGUUGCUAUCAUCAUGUGGUAUGCUCCUAUCGGAAUCCUGUUCCUAAUUGCAGGAAAGAUCGUGGAGAUGGAUGACCUAACACAGAUGGGUGGACAGCUGGGCAUGUACACCAUCACGGUUAUCAUUGGCUUGCUGAUCCACGCUGUUCUUAUUCUUCCCACUCUGUAUUUUGUAAUCACUCGACAGAAUCCCUUUAUUUUCAUCGCUGGACUUUUGCAAGCUCUGGUAACAGCUCUGGGGACCUCGUCCAGCUCAGCAACUCUCCCUGUCACCUUUAAAUGUCUGGAGGAGAACAACAGAAUCGACAAGCGGAUCACACGCUUUGUCUUGCCUGUUGGCGCUACCAUCAACAUGGACGGAACAGCUCUGUAUGAAGCGCUGGCAGCCAUUUUCAUCGCUCAGGUCAAUAAUAUGGAGAUGAACUUUGGUCAGAUUAUCACUAUAAGUAUCACAGCGACUGCAGCUAGUAUCGGAGCUGCUGGCAUCCCUCAGGCUGGUCUGGUUACCAUGGUGAUUGUCCUGACCUCUGUUGGACUUCCUACUGAUGACAUCACUCUCAUCAUUGCAGUUGACUGGUUCCUUGACCGUCUUCGUACCACUACCAACGUGUUGGGGGAUUCAAUCGGAGCUGGUAUUGUAGAGUUCCUUUCUCGACACGAGCUUCGCACCAGAGACGUGGAGAUGGGAAACUCUGUGCUGGAAGAGAAGGAGAGGAAGAAACCUUAUAAGCUCAUCUCUCAGGAUAGUGAUUUUGAAAAUGAUAAACGUGUGCACAGUGAAUCAAACAUGUAGUUUAUUCCUCCAAAAACAUACAUACAUGUAUUGUUUUUCCACAGUAUAGGGGACGAGUUGUUUUAACACUGCAAUAUUAAUACUUUUUUUGUCAAAACUUAGAAUUAUUACAUUUUUUGUAACAUCUGUAUGUGUCUGUCAUGUAAAUUGUAAAUUGUGGUUGAGUCCAUUUUGUAUAUUUACAGUUUUAAAUAUUCUUCAAAAUAUUCAUAUUAGGUGAGUGAAUGAUCAAUGACUAGAAUGAAAGAGGUGAAAUAAACCACAGCUUUGAAAGUAGAAACAGGAUGUAAAGUAGGAAGAGGAAAUAAACUGUUGGGAAGAUGUUACUGUGGAUAUCUAUAGAUAUUAUUUAAUCAGAGUUUUACAUUUUCUCUCCAAGACAUGCUUAACUUAAAUAAAAAUUACACUUUAUAACAGAUAUUUCUAUAUGGUCCCAACAUAAUCUGUUUAACUUUGUGGUAAUAAUGGUUGUGUUUUUAUGUACCUCACUGUCCCUUUAACCACAUUCAGUAUUAAUAUUCACAUUAUGACUGUGUCUUUCUACCAGUGUUGUUCAUGUACAUACGAAACCUGUAAGGUUGUGUGUUAAAUACAGUUCUGGGAAAAAAAACAUUAGGAGACCAUUGACUUUACUAUGUAUAGGUAUAUGUUUGAGAAAAAUUGAUGUUUGUAUUUAUUCUAGAAAUUACUUAUAACAUUUCCUCUAAAUUCCAGACAAAAAUAUUUUCAUUUGGUGCAUUUGUAGAAAAUGACAGCUAGUUAAAUGUUUACAGACUUUGAACAAUGCAGAGAAACUUAUUUCAUACUCAUUUUCAAUGACAAAACACUGACGCUGUAACUAAAGAACAGCUCAAAAUUCAAUAUUUGGUGGAAUAACCCUGGUUUUCAUGUGUUUUGGAGUUAUCUACAGCAUUAUCUAUGUGUUUCACAUUGCUGUUGGUGCUUUAUGCCAUUCCUUGUGCAAAUAUGCAAGAAGCUCAGCUUUAACGGAUUGUAAGAAUCACCUUCUUUCUGAUCACACUCAGAGGUUUGCAGUGGGGUUCAGGUUUCAGUUUUCCUCCCAGAACUUGUAAAAGGUUCUGAUCUCUUUCUGACAUUAAAUUACAAUGUGAAACAAUGAUACGGACAAGUUUUGUGAAACAGUUAAAUUAGUUUAAUAUCUAUUACACUCUCAGUGAGAUAAACUGGAAAAUUAAUGUCCUGCUUAUUUAUCUUUAAUAAUAAAAACAGGGGUUAUUUGACUGUGGUACAUGAAUUAGUCAUGACCCCUACUGCUUUUAUAUUUGAAAAUAAAAUCAUAGCGGGGUAGUCAAAUAGUUGUGUCUGAUCUACAUGCAAGUCCAUAACCACAUGUAAAUAAACCCUGUGUGUGGUUAGAAUACAGGUUAGAGGCUGCAGCCCACAGUGCAAAAAUAUGGAUGUAAUGUUUCUGUUUGCCUGUAAUGUCCUCCAAUAAUUUGACUUGUUUACUGAAGGAUAUGUGAAAUAAAUGAAUGUGUAUAUGUUUUGGAGACCAGACAGAGGUUCAUCAACACACCUUAUGCACAAUUAUUUCUAAAGCCUGAAAUGUAGCUAAACAAAUGUAAUACUGCCAAUGCCCACAUUAAUGCAAACUAUGCUAUAAAAGAGAUCUGAAUUUCAGUAAAUGGAACGUUUUCAAUACUAUGUGAAUGUUUGUGAGAUUUUAGGACACUUUGGUGCAUACUCUGAUAAUAAAUAUUGCCUCAUUGUUAUUUAGU
This is a messenger RNA of Sphaeramia orbicularis (orbiculate cardinalfish), 3416 nucleotides long. RefSeq names its product excitatory amino acid transporter 1-like. The coding region runs from base 97 to 1677 and encodes 526 amino acids. The record is from RefSeq and is a predicted model, not a curated record. Gene Ontology annotation, molecular function: L-glutamate transmembrane transporter activity; neutral L-amino acid transmembrane transporter activity; glutamate:sodium symporter activity. Lineage: Eukaryota; Metazoa; Chordata; Actinopteri; Kurtiformes; Apogonidae. The transcript is spliced from 10 exons. Gene Ontology annotation, cellular component: plasma membrane. Gene Ontology annotation, biological process: L-aspartate import across plasma membrane; L-glutamate import across plasma membrane; D-aspartate import across plasma membrane.